Messenger RNA from Plasmodium gallinaceum, 312 nucleotides. RefSeq names its product signal recognition particle SRP14, putative. The record is from RefSeq and is a predicted model, not a curated record. Gene Ontology annotation, molecular function: 7S RNA binding; endoplasmic reticulum signal sequence receptor activity. Gene Ontology annotation, biological process: SRP-dependent cotranslational protein targeting to membrane. NCBI's taxonomy places the organism in Eukaryota, Apicomplexa, Aconoidasida, Haemosporida, Plasmodiidae. The coding region runs from base 1 to 312 and encodes 103 amino acids. The transcript has 2 exons. Gene Ontology annotation, cellular component: signal recognition particle, endoplasmic reticulum targeting.
AUGGUUUUAUUAAGCAACAAUUUAUUCAUUGACGAAUUAAAAAAAUUGUGUGGAGAAGUAGAAGGAAAAAAAAAAACUUCAAUAUGGAUAACUAUGAAAAAAGUGAAAAGAAGUGAUGUAAAAAAUAUUGGACAUAAAAAAGAUACUAAUGAAAAAAAAAAUAAAAAAAUAAAUAAAGAUGAUAAUAAAUGCAGUAAGAAAUAUAUGUGUUUAAUUAGAGCAACAGAUGGUAAGAAAAAAAAAAUUUCUACACACGUUUAUGAUAAUGUAAUUAAUUUUUCUCAAGAAAUUAAUAAUAUUAUAAAAUUUUAA